Molecule: messenger RNA, 3216 nt
Organism: Entamoeba invadens IP1
Lineage: Eukaryota; Evosea; Mastigamoebida; Endamoebidae
Exons: 1
Coding region: 1-3216 (1071 amino acids)
Molecular function (GO): ATP binding; ATP hydrolysis activity
Source: RefSeq, a predicted model, not a curated record
AUGAAAACUUCAUUACAACAGAAAUCAUUUGGCGCAAGUCUUGAAUUACAAACCCAAAGUGGAACUAUGUUAUACACGUGUGAUACAAUUAUCAGAAAUGGAGACGAAGAGAAACAAAUCCAAGCAGCUCUCAAAAUUGCAACUGAGAAACUGACUGACGUGGAGUCACCAAAAACUGGAAUUCCAAUUUUUGCAUUUUCACAUAAGAGAAGUUUAGAUAUGACGGAUGACGACUGUGCAAAGCCACGGGUGUUACACAUGACAGAAGCAUUUGUUGAUUUAGACAGUUGGACGUCACAGCUGAGUGGUGAGGAGACUUCCAUAGUAACAGACAUCUUCUCGACUUAUUUACAAAAUGGGAUCAAGUCGGUUGUCCUGAAUCCAUUCCAAUCGUGUGGCACACUUAAUGCGACUCUCAACGAGUCAUUACACGCAAAAGUAACCCACCAGAGUGUUGGGAAUGUGUUCUCUGAAGAGACGAUCAAUAAUGUAUGGGUUAAGAAGAGUGGUGACAUCAUGAGGCCAACAAACACGAUAGUGAUGGUGGAGAUAUACCUGGAGCCUUUGGACGACGACCAAGAGGGACAUUUGAUUGUUGAAAUGGCAAAGAAGUUUAUUGGCAAGCCUGCUCCAUUUACGCCAUUCACCGCCUUUUUAACUGAAAAUUGGAAGAAGCAAAAGUAUUUCAAAAAGAAGAGAGGUGCAAGUGAGAAUUAUGAAGAAGACAUCAAGAUGGAUGACCAACAAGAUACUAAUUUCUCAAGUCACUCAAAAGUGAUGGUGAUGAUGACUACAACACCAGAAACUAUGACAAACACACUAUUUAACUUAACAAACAUUAAGACAAUUGUUUCUUCUGCUAAGUACAAUGAAGUGGUUUACACGGCGUCUGACUGGAGUGACGAGGGAAAUGCUAAUACUAUUGAAAAAUUCAAUACGGGAGGAUUGAAUGUCGUGGAGACAAGAGAACUGAUUGCAGGGUAUUUGCUCCACCCCGCCUAUUUGCGAGAGUGGAAAGGUGCAAGACCUUUCAAUACUUCAAUGCAAGAAAAUAUUUCAAAUGUUCCAAAGAAAAGUGUAGUCAAAAGUACUCAAAAGGAUAUUCAAAGUGAACAAAAAGAACAAGAGAAGGCAGUGUGCUCAAAACGAAUCAAUCCAAUAACUGGCAAAACGGAGAGUGUCGUUUUCGAGCGCAUUAAAGGGGAUACCAAAGACGACACAACAAUUAUAGUACCCGUUCUUGCAGUCGUUAGGUAUUUCUGUGAACUUGGGCGUACUGAUGUUGAAGUGUCGAUAGGUAACUUGUUUGGGAAUUACAACCGCCUUCGGCAGAUAAAAGAAGAAGUGCAGAGUUACAACAAAAUUGUUAAAACAAAUGCACAGAAUUGUGAUGAAGCCAAACGACUGUUCAUGACGUCUUUUGUGGAGAAAGUGAGUGCAAUUGGAUACACAAUAGCAAUUGACGAGCACAAGGAUGUGAAAGUUCCUGGCAUUGAAGAGGUUCUUAAAACAAUAGAAGAUGAAUUUGAUCAAUUAAUCACAGACGCGAGAAGUGAGUGUAAGAAGGCGUCUGGUGAGGUAGAGUAUAUGCAACUCCAAGAAGUAUACAAACCAGGUGACUUUGUGAUGAACGACAAGAUCACUGAAAUAGGGAACCUUCCAGUCGUCUUUUUAAUCGAAGACAGUCAUUAUGAAGUCCACCGGUCGAUGAUGUUGGGAAGGAAGUAUUACUUCUCGAUGCGCCUUAAAACAAUGGUACGAGGUCUUGAUGAGUAUCUCUCUGUAAGUUUUAAUGUAUCUAUUGGCGAGUGGAUUGGAAAACGUGCACUGAAAGACUUUGACUACCACCCAAUCAAGAAAUACGAAGCAAAAGUGUAUGAAAAGUACUAUGAAAUGAUUUCAAAAUUCAAGAGCACUCCCGUUUACAUGCACUACAGUGAGUUCUCGUUCUUCCCACAUCAAAGCAGAAUUGGAAAUUCACACACACAAACUGACUCUGCGACUUCAAAAGAUGGCUCAUUAGUGGUCGACAUGGAACUGACUGUAUCAUUGAACAAAAGUGUUGUUAAAGGGGUCAACGAGGCGAGUGAAGCAAUAGUUAAUGCAUUAUCAGAGUAUAAAAAGGUCCGCAAGACGUUUCCACCGACAUGCAGUGAGAGUGAAAGGAUAGAGCGGUAUAAGACAAAGGGAAUUGAAGUGUUUGAAACGCUGCCAGAACAUCUCCAUAAACUCGUGUGGCCAACAGUCUCUGCUUAUUCCAUCACUCAGAAAUGCUGGGGACAUGUUCUGGUCCCUCUUUUGAAUGCCAUUGAGAUCAGAAGUGUCGAGUGGAAUCAACUUGUACUUCCUUCUACUGUCAAAGAGUUAUUGGUUGCAACUGUAGCGUCCUCCGUCAAAGGGAAAAAGAUGAUACAGACAGAUGGACAUAUUAAUGAAAGUGACGCACUUGCUUUAAAUGUUCAGAAAAUGCUCAAAACUGAGAGCAAAUACAAGUCCGCCCAAAUACUGAAAACACGAGGGAAUGGCACACUCUUCUUGUUGUAUGGGCCACCAGGAACUGGAAAGACGUUAAGUGUAGAGGCGCUAAGCAUUUUGUUUGGUCGUCCGAUGUACCAAGUCUCAUUUGGAGAGUUGGGAACAACCAUCAGUGAGUUGGAAGAACGACUUGGCGACAUUUUGUUCUUGACAUCUCGAUGGGGAGCACUUGUUCUGUUGGACGAGGGUGAUGCACUCAUUGAGAAGAGGACGUCUGGCCAAUUUGUGAUGAACUCGAUGACUUCUGUACUUCUGAGACUACUUGAAAACUUCGACGGAGCACUUUUUGUAACGAGUAACAGACCUCUUGCACUUGAUCCAGCUGCAUUGAGUAGAGUAACUUUGGCUGUUCACUUUGAGAAAUUAAAAGAAGAGUCAAAGGAAGAGAUUUGGAGGAAUUCUCUUGUUAAUUUGUUUGAAAGAGAAGUUAUAGAAGGGAUUGAAAGAGGAAGAAAUGGUGCAGAGGAAUACGUCGAAAAGAAUUUUGAUGUCAAAAAGUUGGGUUCGUUUAAUGGCAGCGGAAGAUCUAUCGGCGCAAUCAUUAAACUUGCAGUUGCUCUUGCGGAACAAAGAAACAAAGAACUUUCUUUUGACAUCUUGAAAGACGCAAAUGAAGUCUUCACGAAAUUUAGUGACGACUUAAACAAAGACGGACUUCUUUUUGAAAAGGAAAAUUGGUGA